AUGCGCUUCACUAUUCUCUCAACCGCCACCAUGGCUCUCAUGACCUGCGCGUCCGCAGCCCCAAUCGCACCGCGCAGCUCAUCCAUCCUCCUCGACUGGACGAAAGACGCGGCCAUCAAGACCGUUAAUUCGCUAACGGGCCAACUUCCUGUGAAGACCGAUGUCUGGAAAGUCGAUGAGGACGCUGGGGUCGUCGGCGUGAACUUUGAUCUGGCGAUGAAGGACUUGGCGGAGACGGGUCUUGUUACGUUGGAGAAUCAUCAGAAUGCGAAGAUUCAUAUGGAGGUUACUAUUGAGGGGUUGGAUUAG
Molecule: messenger RNA, 309 nt
Organism: Aspergillus affinis
Lineage: Eukaryota; Fungi; Ascomycota; Eurotiomycetes; Eurotiales; Aspergillaceae
Exons: 1
Coding region: 1-309 (102 amino acids)
Source: RefSeq, a predicted model, not a curated record